CAGCCACAGAGAGCUGAGGAUGGCUGCGGGCACGGUGUAGUGUGUUUAGCGGGUGCUGGUGUGGUAGGUUAGCGGCCCGUGUAACAUUGUAGGACCGAGUGUCAAGGGAUGAACACCUCUCUCUCAUCGCCCCCCCCUCCCCUGUUGCCUCAGCGGCCAGCCUGCAAGUGUGCUACCUCAUCUCCUCGGUGUUAUAUGGCGUGCAACACUGCACUCCUCCACAGUGAAGCGUGCCACACUGCCAGGCACAGGUCGUGGCUCUGCUGGUAAUACUGGUGGUGUCCCGUGAAGGAGUUGGUGCAGCAGUCCUGCCAGACACAUGGCCGGAAAUCCUUAUCUAGUGUUUAUCGUUACUCAAGGCUUGACUGCUGACGGAGUGUAUGUGUGAGGCCAGGCCGGCCCAGUGGCCAUGUUUAACAGUAAGAGAGCCGCUUGAAUCAUGGCCAAUGUGUGAUUAUGACACUUUUUUAACAACAGCGAGGAACAACUGCAACAUAACCCGCUUGUUGAAGACUUCAACUGAGUGUUGCCAUCGUCAUGAUGGACUCCAGCGAGGCGGGCUAGAUACCUCACCUCACUCUUUUUCCAGUGCAGUAGUUAAUAUCAUCGGUAUAAAUGAUCGCCAGUGUAUUUCCAUAUCAUUAUUUCUUAUGAAUCUUUGAAGACGUACAAAUUAUAACCAUUCUUGUCGCCAGAAUGUCCCCGACGGUCUAGCCACCUGAGUUCCCUCGCAUCUAACACACUAUAAACUUGACAUCUCUUAACAUACAAACCAAGUGAGUGAAGACAGACGUCACCAGGAGAACAAGUGACUUGGUAAUGUGAGUGUAGUGAGGUGUGGCGUUUUAACACUGUUGCCAAGAGUUACCAACAACUGUGGGCGUGUUGCGGAAGUUCACUGUUACGCCCCCCGCCCCCCCACCUAGAGCCCCCGUGCCUGUGUUAAUGUUUACCUUGUGCACAUCAGGAUAUAUCAUCAUCUUGCAACAUACAAACCUCAUAUACUAACCUAACCAAACCUCAGCAACUGACCUCAACAACUACAAACCUCGACCACCUCAACCUCAUGCUUGACGUGUGUGUGUCUGUCUGUACUUCAGGUAUGACACAGAGUCAAGAUAGUUCACGUAUCUACCAUAUGGAUUAAUAUAUAAACUCUACUUAGAACCAAUAACAAAAAAGUUUCUGUUUGGGUGGAAAUAAAACGCGAUUCUGAACAUAAAGAGAGAGAGAGAGAGAGAGAGAGAGAGAGAGAGAGAGAGGAAGAAAAGAAGAUAGGAAGAAAGACAGAGGAGGAAGAGGGAGGAGGCGCCACUUGGCUCAUGGUGAGGCUCUUGAUGCUGACCCAUAAGAUGAAGGAGACUUUCAUUAUCAAAGGUUUGGCUGGGUCCGGGAUGAGCAGUAGUUACGCGGCUCAGCAGCACUACUGUCUGCGGUGGAACAAUCACCAGCACAACCUCCUGGGCGUGCUCGAGACAGUGCUAACCUCACAACAGUAUGCAGACGUCUCCAUAUUCUGUGAAGGCCAUGUCCUUCGGGUGCACAAACUGGUGCUGCUGGCAUCCUCGGCCCACUUCGAGAGGAUCCUGCAGGCGUCCCCGGAAGGUCAACAGCCGAUCAUCAUCAUGGACGGGACGCGGUAUGCUGACCUGCGGGCUCUCGUCGACUACAUGUACCGCGGUGAAGUUAACAUCGAGCAAGACCAACUCUCUUCCUUACUUAAGACCGCAGAGACGCUGAAGAUAAAAGGUUUAGCUGAUGUAGCGAGUAAGGAGGAGGAUGAUGGCGGUGGAGGGAAGGAACGUCUCCGUGAGGGCAGUGGGUCCUCCUCUACACCCCCGCCUGCCAAGAGACCCAAACCCUCUCCUGCAGACACUGCCCUUAACUUAGGGCAGGAGUGUCGAGACCAGCGGGCCCCAAGGGACCCUCGUGCAGACAUCAGGGAUGUACGGGACCUGCCAAACUUCAAUAUGGUGCCCGGAGGAUACCCACGACGACCUGCCUCCCCCCAAGGACCCGCCCUACCCUCUUCAGCCUCCCUCACUCCUGCACGGUCAUUCCUCUACUCGUCCUCCCUCAUGUCCCGCACCUCCUCCAAGAGUCCAGGCCCAGCCCUGCCAGCGCCGCCCUUCUUCCCAGGUGGGCUGGUACGACCUCGCUCCCCACACCCUCAGUACGACCCUACGGCAGGCUCGAGUCUCCUGCCGCCACGGACCUCCCCACAGUCACCAGCACCAGACACCAAGAUGGUUCAACAGCUGGGGGUUCCUCCAUUUGGGCUGCCCUUCACGCUGCCGCUCCUCCACGACUCCAAGAAGCUGCUGGAGCGUAACCCUCACAAGCUGCCGCCACCGCCCCACUACGAUCACCAUGACGACAAGGAUCGUCCCCUCCCCGUUUGGCCCCCAAGAGGUGCCUCUGACCAUGACCUCGAACGGGAACGAGAGAGAGAACGAGAGCGCGAACGAGAGCGAGAACGCGAAAGAGAUCGAGAACUGGAAAGGGAGCGAGAGAGAGAAAAUCAGAGACUGUCCGAACAAGAGCGGGAGCGGGAACGUGAGCGGGAACGAGAAAGAGAACGUGAACGAGAGAUUGAAAAGCAGCAACAGCAUCAGGACAACGGGGGAGACAGAGACAACUCCUCCUCUCAAGAGUCUGAACGACGCCAUGAUGACGAGAAGUCCAUCAGUCCUAAAGACAAGGAUAACCUUUCACCUUCUGAGGACUUCAUCAUCAGCAAGACAGAGUUGCUCACCCCGGAGGGAGAGGUGGGUGAGGAAGAGGAAGAGAACGGGGGCAGUGGAGGACGAGACAAUGGAACCUCCGAUAUUACCACCACCUCUAACAUACCUCACAACCUCUCCACCUCGUCCUCGGGCAACACCUCCACAGUUGAGUUGGUGAAAUGUCCAUACUGCCCUCGCUCAUACCGACACCAGAACAAUCUACGGACACACAUCCGGUGUUUCCACAAGGGCGUCAGGAUCCCCUGCCCCAUCUGUCACCGUGGGUUUACUCGCUGGUUCACAGUACGGUGUCACAUUGCACGGGAGCAUCAGAAUGUGGACUUCUCGCGGCCCGAGGCUCUGCCAGCCCAGCUCCGCCGUGCGCUCUACCCACCCUAUCCGGAGUAGCGGGCCUCCGUCCCUGUCACCCCGGACUCCUGCCCCACGCCGCCCAAAGUUCCUGGACUGCUAAGCAGGCGGCUCUUCACCGUCCACGUAGACGCCCCUGCCCCUGGUGUACCUGCGCCAGCCCUCCUGCUGACUGCCACAGCCUGGCUACGCACGUGUUUGGCCAGUGGCAGGACAGAGUGCAUGGGUCCAGCUGACGUGAGCCUCGGUGUGGCAGUGAGUCUGGGUGCUACUUGGUGCUCUGUGUACAGAACUUGGCCACACAGGCCAAAUGGUAUCCAUGUGUGGGUGGGCGAGCAGUAGACAGCUGAUGAAGGACCUGCUGGGUACUCGCCAGCUUCCCCAGUGUUGUAGGUGAUGCUAGUGAUAGUCAGACUGUUGGACUCGCACGUGGGUUUUUAGCUGUGCUUGUGAAGCACAGCUAAACUGUGUUAUGUAUGGUCCAUGGCCGGUGUUAUUGUAGCUUCAAGUGUGCUAAUAUCAUAAUCCCAAUACCAUAGUAUAAGCGUGGAGUCGUCAGAUGGACCUUGUUAACUGUAGGUUUUAUUUGAAAUGGUUAUAUUUUAUAGAAGAUUAAUCACAAAUCCAAAAAAGGGAUGGUAUGUUUCUUCUGUUCAUAAUCUAGUGAAUGAUUUCUGGUGUGGGUGCCUUAUGCUCAACAAAGCAAGCAUGCACAAGAUGUUUGUAGAUGUACAGUAUUAUUUUUAUAGAUGCCAACAAUAUCCCUCCAGCAAAAACACAAGCGGUCAGAGCCAGGGAGCUGAGGUUCUGUGGGGCCGCACCCUUCACCAUGUAGCAGGGACCUGAGGUCCUGUAGGGCCGCACCCUGCACCAUAUAGUAGAGAGCUGAGGCCCUGCAGGGCUGCACCCUGCACCGUGUGGUAGGGAGCUGAGUCCUGCAGGGCCGCACCCUGCACCAUGUAGUAGGGAACUGUGGUCCUGCAGGUCUGCACCCUGCACCGUGUGGUAGAGAGCUGAGGUCCUGCAGGGCAGCACCCUGUAGCGUGUAGCAGGGCGCCUGGCAGGGAGGAGAAAAACACAUGCUCCCUCUAUUUUCCAUCAUUCUAUUCAUGUCUUCAACACAGAAUGUUCCACCUGUAAUUUAAAGAUUUUGUAUGGUGUCUACAGUGUUCUGCCUCCCUGCCCUGCAUUGCAGAAAACUGCAAGCAACUUAAGAACAAGAUGCUCAGGUAUCCAUGUUGGGUGAAAAACCCAUCCUCAUCUACCUCAUGUUUUGUAUCCUUCUAGUUGUUACAGCACCUUGCUAGGUCACUUUAGAGUUUCAUUCAAGAAUUCACACACCUCACUACGUAGCCAUUGUUAGUUUCCUGACUCUAUUGGAAAAUCUUCCAGGUCAAACGUACAAAACUACAUAAUUAUAUUUUGUAUGAAGAAAUCUGGAAUGCUAACAACCACCUUAGUCACUUAGACAAACUGUCUACGACCCCGAGUGGAUAUAAUAGUCUUUGUCAGGAUACACAGUGAAAUAUUUAUAUAGUGAUUCUAGUAGACAAAAACAAAUAUAAUCUGCCGAGACUAUACCACUGACAAAAAGUCAUAGAAUUUUAGUGACAUGGCAGUCUCCUGAAAGUUACACAACUCGUUUCAAGUUUUUCAGGGAUUAUUCUAACCAAAACAAACUCAGGAAGUAAAGACGUGUACUGUAUCCAACCCUUUUUGAUAACCAAACAGGAUUAUAAUUCUCUAUAGCUGCAGUCUAUACUCUAUGAGGUGUUGUCAUUGUUAUACUAUAGUUCGUAUGAUCUUUCCAUAUAGUUUGACUUUGCUCAAAUGAAGGACACAUGGCCUAACUCAUCCAACGACUCCGGUGAUAACGGUGCUUCAAUGCAGGUGUUUUUCCUCCCUAAGAGACUCUUCAUGUUUAAGUUUAUGUUAAUUAUUUUCCUCAGCUGCUGUUCUAUGACAGGGCAUUAUUUAUCUCAGGACACAAGAAGCGGUAGUAGUCCAAAACCUCAGAGUUGAUACCCUCGGUAAAGCAUUUACUUAACUGUAAUACGUAAUUAGUGUUCAGUUGUUCUUAAUCAUUUUGCACAUUCCAGUGAGGUCACUAGACGUCACAUUGAUCUCUGGUGAGCCAGGUAUAGAGCCAAGCCACAGGUGUUGACGUACUUCUUCCAUACACUGUGGAGAAGCUGCCUCACCCGUGGAGAUAAGUGCAGGACAUCACCAGACUUGAUAGGUUCUCUCAUUUUCUUAUGUACUUUUCAUCUACAAGAAUUGAUGUUUACACAAGUUGUGACGCCAUAAACAUGUUUCAGAAUGUUGUAUUUUGGGAUUUAACUUUUUUCUUAGUCAUGACUAGUUUUGAAAAGGACGACGAUUAAAUACACUGCAGCUUAAAUAGAGAGUCAGAAGUGAAGUGAUUGAACUAGGAACGGUAGGAGUGUUGAGUUUCCAUGAUUGACUCAAGUAAGAGAGUGUGUGUGUGUAUGAGAGAGAGAGAGAGAGAGAGAGAGAGAGAGAGAGAGAGGUGAAGCAGGCGACUCAAAGCUACCUCAGUUAGUUUCUCACAUUCUCCUCAAUGUCUCAGAAUAUUUCAUACAGUUGUUGUCACUUAACUCAGGACUACCGAUACAAACUUGUAUUUUUUGUGAAUGUUUUUUAUUUGUGUAUGUUGUUGCAAUAUGUGUGUGUGUUCGUUAUUAGUUUGAGUCUUAACUUAGUUCUAGGUGUGACAAAGUUUUGCAUAACAAUAAUGCAUACGGCGGUUAGUCAGGAGGAUCACACAGAGGCGUGGGUUGGGUCUGUUUAUGUUUCUCCCCCUCAUGCCCCCACCUGUAGUGUGUGUGUCACCUCUCCCUUAGCUCCCUUACCUGUAGUGUGUGUGGGCGGGCCAUUCCCCCCCUAACCUUCUUCACCUCACAAUGCCUCGAGGCACAUCCAUGCAUAAAAAAACUUUCGAUAUAUAAUGGUGUAGCUCCAUGUGGAGUAACAGCACCUUUAUUCCCCAUCAAAGAAGCCAGUUGAGACCUCAGGAUCUACCUCGACGUAAUCCCUCUACCUCUGUUGGUCAGUAACAUCUGUGUUCCUAACAAACUCCUGCCAGUCCCAGCAGAGAGUAACUUUACAGUACUGUGUAUACUUGACAACAUGAGAUACUGCUGAGCGGAGCACGAGUAUCCCUUUGUGUGGUCCUCAU
This is a messenger RNA of Homarus americanus (American lobster), 6294 nucleotides long. Its product is annotated as protein bric-a-brac 1-like. Gene Ontology annotation, cellular component: nucleus. The record is from RefSeq and is a predicted model, not a curated record. Gene Ontology annotation, biological process: regulation of transcription by RNA polymerase II. NCBI's taxonomy places the organism in Eukaryota, Metazoa, Arthropoda, Malacostraca, Decapoda, Nephropidae. Bases 1323 to 3134 code for a protein of 603 amino acids. The transcript is spliced from 7 exons. Gene Ontology annotation, molecular function: protein binding.